UUGAAUUUGAUUCCUAUUACUUGUAUAAUUUCUCUUAUAUUAUCUCUUAAACUACAGUCUCCUUGUACCCAAAAAAACUAACAAAGGAGAGAUUGUAAAGUAUGAUUUUCUUCUUCAUUUUCUUUUGUUGUGGGGAAGGGGGGAUAGGCAUGCAUAGAACUUAAUCCAGCAAACAGCCCAACAAAAACUAAACGACACCUAUCCAUGCAGGAUUUUUAUGUUGGAAGAAGUAGUGAGUAAAUAUUUAAUUAACAGCUAAAUUAUUUCAGCUAAGGCCAAGUCAAAAUACCAUGGAUUGGCAGAGACUUUUGUAGUUUUGCUCACAAUCUGCUCACAUGAAGCCCGGAGGUAUAUUAGUUACAACACAGAUUCUAAAUCUGGUAAUAGACGCAGGAAAGAAGCUGUAAUAAUACAUCUAGGAUUGCAUGCCCAUAUCUGUUCGCGCCUAUAUGCGGGAAUAUUAUCAGCAACGGUCUCAAAAAUAAAACAAACGGAAACUAUGCAAUGACUCAGUCGAGCUAACUGGAAUGUCAUUAAAAAAUUGUAGAUAGACAAGCGUACAAAGACAAGUAUUCGACAUCAUAACCUUAAACAAACACUCAAAAAAGGCAUCUCUAUUGCCGUUUAAACUAUGAUUAUAGAAGGCAUUAUUGUACAAAUACAAAUGAAUGGGCUAGCUAUAAUGUUCCAACAGCAGAUCUUAAUCUACACUGAGACUCGCAUAAAGAAACCGGCCAUCUUUCUCCCUCUCACUUGUAUAUAUUGGCAGGGUUAGAAGUGGUGGAAGCUCAAAAACUAAAUCUACCUCUCCAACUUACUAGAGAGGAUCCAUUUCCCACCAAAGAUGGAUAUCACUCAGUUCCUUUGUCUCAUUUUCUUGCUCAAUGUCCAUUCUCUGAUCGUUCAAGGAAGUGAAUUUUCAUCUGCAAAUGAAAUUGAAAAGAAAAAGUUGCAGACUUACAUUGUCCAUGUUAAGCAGCCCGAUGCAGGAGUUCUUGGACAAUCAGACAAUCUUGAUGUAGACAGAUGGCACAGAUCUUUUCUGCCAUCCACUACUGCAAGCUUAGAUACACGACCACGGAUGGUUUAUUCAUACAAAAAAGUCAUCAGUGGUUUCGCAGCAAGACUGACAGAGGAGGAAGUGCAAGCCAUGAGAAGGAAAAAAGGGUUUAUUUCAGCACGUCCUCAGAGGAUACUACGUACACAGACAACACACACACCACGCUUCUUGGGGCUGCAGCAGGAUCGAGGAAUUUGGAAAGAAUCAAACUUUGGAAAAGGUGUGAUAAUUGGCGUGUUGGACACUGGAGUUUUGCCUAGCCAUCCUUCAUUCAGUGAUGAAGGAAUGCCACCUCCCCCAGCAAAAUGGAAAGGAAGAUGUGAAUUUACAGCCUGUAAUAACAAAAUAAUUGGUGCAAGGUCCUUCAAUAUUGAUGGAAAUAUGACUGGGGGAAUGGGGGUUGAACCACCUAUUGAUGAAGAUGGACAUGGGACUCACACAGCUAGCACUGCUGCAGGUCGGUUUGUAAACGAUGCUGAUGUGCUGGGAAAUGCCAUAGGUACCGCUGCAGGGAUGGCACCACUUGCUCACCUGGCAAUUUAUAAAGUAUGCUUUGGAGAUGACUGUGGAGAUAGCAACAUACUAGCUGGGCUCGAUGCUGCUAUCGAGGAUGGUGUUGAUGUGCUUUCACUCUCUAUCGGAGGAGAUGCAGUUCCGUUAUUCCAGGACAACAUAGCUGUCGCUGGAUUUGCAGCCAUGACAAAUGGAAUAUUUGUUAGUUGCGCAGCUGGAAAUUCUGGCCCUUCCAAGACCACAUUAUCCAAUGAAGCCCCAUGGCUUCUCACAGUCGGAGCAAGCACAGUUGAUCGAAAAAUUUUAGCCAUAGCAAAGCUUGGAAAUGGAGAAGAAUUUGAUGGAGAAUCCGUUUUCCAACCAAAUCACUUUCCUUCCACGCUGUUACCACUUGUUUAUGCCGGCAUGAAUGGUAAACAAGAGUCUGCACUCUGUAGCGAGGGAUCAUUGAAAGAUAUAGAUGUCAAAGGCAAGGUGGUUUUAUGUGAAAGAGGAGGUGGAAUAGGAAGAGUUGCCAAAGGACAGGAAGUGAAAAAUGCUGGUGGUGCUGCCAUGAUUCUCGUGAAUGAUGAAGCUAAUGGCUUCAGUGUUGAAGCUGAUGCUCAUGUUCUUCCAGCAACCCAUGUAAGCUUUGCAGCUGGGUUGAAGAUAAAAACUUACAUAAAUUCAACAGCAGCGCCUACAGCGACAAUCUUAUUUAGAGGAACCAUCAUAGGAGAUCCGUCGGCUCCCUCUGUUGCUUCCUUUUCGUCAAGAGGGCCCAGCUUGGCGAGCCCAGGCAUUCUGAAACCAGACAUUAUUGGCCCAGGUGUGAACAUUCUGGCAGCAUGGCCAUUCCCUCUUAACAAUGAUACGAAUUCAAAAUCCACCUUCAAUAUAGUAUCUGGCACAUCGAUGUCAUGCCCUCAUCUCAGUGGUAUUGCAGCCUUGCUCAAGAGCUCUCAUCCUACCUGGUCACCAGCUGCCAUUAAAUCUGCUAUGAUGACUUCUACCGACCUAUUAAAUAUUGGAGGCAAACCCAUUGUUGAUGAAAAGCUCCAAACUGCUGAUGUCUUUGCUACCGGCGCUGGCCAUGUUAAUCCAUCUAGGGCAAAUAAUCCAGGAUUAAUUUAUGAUAUCCAACCUGAUGAUUAUAUUCCGUAUCUUUGUGGUUUGGGCUACACAGAUGCGGAAGUUGGGAUACUUGCACAUAGAUCAGUCAAGUGCUCAGAAAAGCCAACCAUACCAGAAGGAGAGCUGAACUAUCCUUCAUUUUCUGUCAAACUAGGGCCUUCUCAGACGUUCACAAGGACCGUGACAAAUGUUGGUGAGGCAAAUUCGUCCUAUGAAGUUACAAUUACAGCUCCAAAAGGGGUUGAUGUAAUUGUGAAGCCUAGUACACUAUGCUUCUCGGAGCUAUACCAGAAGGCAACCUACUCAAUAACAUUUACUCGAGUUGAAUCACCUUUUACAAUAGGUGAAUUCACUCAAGGGUUUAUCAAAUGGGUCUCUGCUAACCACUUUGUUAGGAGCCCUAUUGCAGUAAGGUUUCAGUAAGAAACAUGUGCACAAGGACAUAAGAGCAAGCAAUCAAAUUAUGUAUUGUAAUAGAAAUCCAGAACUAGUACUGGCUACUAUCUCGGACAUGUAGUAUCUUAUUUCUCUAUGUUUUCUUCAAUAACAUUGCAAAUUAUUUGAACCUGAUUGCCAGAAAAUUCAAACUCCAUCCAAUGAAAGGGGAAAGAAGCAUGUGGGAAUUAUACUAGGCAUAGACAUUGAAUACCUUUGUUUUUCUAAUUUAUAAAUCAGCAACACUUACGAUGAAAUUAAGAAAAAAAAAAAGUAAUAGCAAUAAUAAUGUUCAACAGAAGACCAACAGGAACAAACGUGAAAAGUAGAGUAAUAAAACCAUAAAAAAAAUGGUAAUUCCACCUGCCAAAGAAGUCCAUACAGAGUGCAUAUUAUAAAAUAGUAGCACUGCUUUAUAAAAAAAUAAAAUAACAGUGAAAGUAAGCCUGUUUGUUGCUUAAAUCAAGAA
Durio zibethinus is the source of this 3590-nucleotide messenger RNA. RefSeq names its product subtilisin-like protease 4. Gene Ontology annotation, molecular function: serine-type endopeptidase activity. NCBI's taxonomy places the organism in Eukaryota, Viridiplantae, Streptophyta, Magnoliopsida, Malvales, Malvaceae. The record is from RefSeq and is a predicted model, not a curated record. Gene Ontology annotation, biological process: proteolysis.